AAACUUCGUUUCUUCCGCCGGCAAAGAACAGGUUUUACAGUCCAGGGAGAAAAGCACGAUCUAUUGUCAUCUUCGCCGGCGAAUAAGAAGUGUAAUCACCGGUGUUCACUGCUCUAGCCAGAUACAGCGGUCGUCGUGGGUCGUUUAUUCCGGCGGCGGAAUAAGAACCCUAGUGGCUUCGGAAGCACGAUCUAUUGUCAUCUUCGCCGGCGAAUAAGAAGUGUAAUCACCGGUGUUCACUGCUCUAGCCAGAUACAGCGGUCGUCGUGGGUCGUUUAUUCCGGCGGCGGAAUAAGAACCCUAGUGGCUUCGGUAGUGGUUGAUUUUCGGAUUCGGCGCCGGUGUUCUUGAAGCCCUCGCCAUUGUUACACCCUUUGAGGAAUGGCAUCUUCAAGCAAUAGCAUCAAAUAUCCUCCUCUACUUUAUGAAGAAGGGAAAUCGCCUCUCCAACAUAGGAGCAUGAACCACAAUUGUUUUGUGUCCAAAAUUGGAAUUUUGAGAGAAGGAUUAGGGGUGGACGUGUGGGAUAAACUCAAGGACUCAUCUCUUGGAGUGUUUAUAAAGUUUGCUGAAUUGGAAUACACCUGGGCUGCGCAGAGAGUUCACUUUCUACUCACACAUCAGCUGAGAAUCAACAACAUUCAUGAGGUUUGGUCUUUGAUCGAUAAUAGGCCAAUUAGAUUUUCUUUAAAUGAGUUUGCAGAGAUAACAAGGUUAAAUUGUGAUGCAUUUGACCUUUUAGAGAACUUUGAUGUUGAUCACCAUGAUUUCUGGAAAGAAAUGAAAAUACCAACAACCCUUGAUGGUCCUAUGUGGAGUGAGUUGGUAAAGGUUAUUGAUUCUAGCAAAACAUGGCAUCUUGAUAAGAGGAUGAUGGUUGGUAGGUUAUGUUUGUUGUCAGUAUGCGUACAUGGAAUUCAUCAUACAUCUAGAAUCCCGUUGGCAACCGCUAAGAGAGUUUUAGAUCCAGUUGCUUUUGAAAAACAUCCAUGGGGUCGGGUUGCUUUUAGUAGUCUAGUGAAUUCUGUGAAGAUGGUUGACUAUGACAGAGAUUCAUACACCAUACACGGGUGUGUUCAUGCUUUGUUAAUUUGGUUGUAUGAGAGUGUUACUGGAAUAGGAGAAAGUUAUGGGGUUAGAAGGAUAGAAACCACUGGUGUUCCACUUCUUGAUUGGCGAUCAUCUCGAAAACGUAUCAACUUCACAAACUUCAUCCAAAACGAGAAGAAGUUGCAUGGACAGGUUCGUGUUAGGCAUAUGGUUCAUGUUUCAGAGGAAAACAUGUAUCCUCUAUGGUCUGACACAGAUGAGCAUACGGAUCUACACCUAGACGAGCUACUUAAAGAUCUCAUUCAUAACCGUUUGUCUCUAGAUGCUUGGAGUUGUGUCAAAACAGUUGGUAUAAGUUCAAAAAAGAAGAAAAGAAGUGCUGAAGCUGAUAAGGUGAAUGACAACAGAGGGUGCAAUCCUAAGAAAAAAAGAUUGACAGAUAGUGAUCCUAAAUGUGAACAAGGAGAAAAUGUAACCAACAUGGAGGAUGGUAAGGAUGACAAGUCAAUUUCUUUGGAUAUUUGGAGGGCGAUUGAGAAAAUGAAUGAGACUAUUUCUGACUUGGGCAAAACACUCAACAGUCGAAUAGAUGCUUUGGAGAGUAAAUUUGAAACAUUCGUUGAAAAAAAAAUGACGGUGUUCAAAGAGGAGAUGGGUGAGAGGAUUAAAGCAUUGGAGAAAGAAAGAAAAGAGCCAAAAGACGCUGAUGUACGGAAUGAUGCCACUUCGCACACCAUUAACGAUGAUGAGGGAACAAGUAAAACACCUUCAUGGAUUGUUGAGAUGAAGCAGACAUCACAAGAUGAAUUUCCAGUUCAAAGGGUGGUGAGGAAGGAAUCUGUGAAGGUUGGGAAGAAGGAAACUUCCAAGAAAAAGAAGAUUACUGGUCUUGCUUCUGACGAUGUUGAGGAUAUCACUACCCAAGUUCAGAAAGCUAAAUUGAAAAUAGCUUCCAGUUCUGAAGAUACAUGGUCCAACAAGGAGGAUCAGUUGGUACAUAAAAAACUUGAGGUGACAUUAAACCGCCUUGGAGAGGCUUUGACGAAGUUGGAUGGACCUGGACCUUCGAAGACUUCUAGACGCGUGCCCCAGUUGGCAGGAUCGCAGAAGUAUCCUUACCUUGGUAACUCGACAGUCAAGCGGAUCAUUACAGAGGGUGAUAAUGUGUUAGGCGAUCAUCUUAAGCCUGUAGAUGAUGAGAAACAUCAGAGACUUCUGGAUUUUCUCAGCCUUGACAAGGAAGAGCCACUUAGCACCAGCAACGCAGCUGUGAGAUUCUAUUGGAAAAUUAUGACUCCAAGGAAACAUUGGCCAAGCUAUGACUAUGGAUGGUUGACAGAACAUCACAUGGGUUGUGCAAUGGCUAUGUUCCGGCGAAGAUAUAUGCGUGAGCCUUGUCCGUAUCCUAAAGAGCGCAUAGCUUUCUUAGACCAAGAUCUGAUGACUACAUUGAAGAAGGACUACAUACAGUUUGAUAUGGGGCCUAAGAAUUUUGUGUUUCGGGAUUCCUAUGUGAAACACGUUUUUGGUGAAUAUCCUGAGGAGUCAGCUACGAACAAGAAGUGGUGGAUUGAUGUGGAUAACUUAUACGCUUGUCUUUUUGUCAAUGGGAACCAUUGGGUGGCUUUGGAUAUUGACUUGCGAGGUAAGAAGAUUCACAUCUAUGAUAGCAUACCAACCUUGGUGAAUGACGAACAAAUGGCCAUUGCAUGUUUGCCUUUAAGGCGAAUGAUUCCUGCGAUGUUAAGUGACAUGAUUCCUGAGACAAACCGUAAAAAGAGCAGAGCAAUGUUGGAAUUGAGAAGGGUGAAGAAAAAUGUUCCUCGGAAUGAAAAUCCAGGUGAUUGUGGUGUGUAUGCUCUUAAGUACAUUGAAUGUUUAGCUCUUGGGAAAACAUUUGAUGGGCUUUGCGAUGAGAACAUGUUGGCUCUUCGGAUUAAGCUUGCAGCGGAAUUAUACGACGAAGUCAGAGAAUUAGCCAUACCACCUAAUAUGACUGAUUCACCUCCUCGAGCUGUUAUCAUCCCUUCCCUAGUUGAUGAGUCCUUGUAGACUAUUUUGUUUCAUUGCCUUACGUUUUGUAAUAACAUUAUAAUUGUAGACUAUUCUUCUUUUGCAUGUGAAUGUGAACGUGAAUGAUGAUAAUAUAACU
Camelina sativa (false flax) is the source of this 3202-nucleotide messenger RNA. Lineage: Eukaryota; Viridiplantae; Streptophyta; Magnoliopsida; Brassicales; Brassicaceae. The record is from RefSeq and is a predicted model, not a curated record.